Messenger RNA from Aspergillus fijiensis CBS 313.89, 1284 nucleotides. RefSeq names its product NAD(P)-binding protein. Gene Ontology annotation, molecular function: oxidoreductase activity, acting on the CH-OH group of donors, NAD or NADP as acceptor. Gene Ontology annotation, cellular component: cytoplasm. Bases 39 to 917 code for a protein of 292 amino acids. NCBI's taxonomy places the organism in Eukaryota, Fungi, Ascomycota, Eurotiomycetes, Eurotiales, Aspergillaceae. The transcript has 4 exons. The record is from RefSeq and is a predicted model, not a curated record.
CACACCACGAGUACAAUCCGUCUCUAUUACUCAACACCAUGUUCGGAGACUUCCCCGUCAAAGACAAAAUCGUGGUGAUCACCGGCGGGGGAUCUGGCAUCGGUCUAGCCGCCGCCCAGCUGACCACCUCCAAAGGCGCCAAGACCAUCAUCGCGGACCUCAAACUCACCCCUGCAGCUGAAACCUUCGUGAAUAGCACACCCACCGCCUCAAUCCUCUUCCAACCCUGCGAUGUCCGCAACUGGACCGACCUCCAAGCUCUGAUCCGUGUCUCCCUGGACAAAUGGGGCGAUGUGCCCGACGUGUAUAUCGCCGCCGCGGGCGUUUUCGAUCCCGAAUGGUCCAACUUCUGGGACGAUACCGAGGAUAACGGCUACGCCGCAAUGGAGAUCAACGCCAACCAUCCCAUCAAGCUGACUCGUAUCGCCAUACGCGAGUUGCUGCGCGCCAACAAGAAGGGCGUCGUGUGCUGCGUCUCGUCCCUGGCGGGGAUCGCCGCGGCGCCGGCGGCGCCCUUGUAUACGGCGGCUAAGCAUGCGGUGUGGGGGUUCGUCAAGGCCAUGGCACCGUACGAGGCGAUGGAGGGGGUCAAGGUCACGGCUGUUUGUCCUGCAGCCGUGCGAACGCCGCUGUUCACGGACCGCCCGGCGGCGAUGGAACAGUACUCCCUCGUGGAGAAGGAGCUGCUCGAUCCCGCCGAUGUCGCAGAGUGUAUGGUCCAGUUGAUCGAAGCGGGGGAGUACGGAGGGGGCGCGGUGGUGGAGAUAUGGGCGCGCGGGCCCGAGGGUCGGCGCGUGGUGCCGGAGUGGAACAUCGCGCCUAGUCCGUACUUCGCGGCGCAUACGCCCGAGGUGACAGAGAAGAUCUUUGCGCCGGUGAGAGAGAAAUUGGCGAGGGAGAGGGGGGGUGGGCAUUAAUUAGCCUGUCGCCUAUAUAACUCGACCCAUCCUAUCGCCACACUAACACACAUACUGUGCCGUUCACACAUGAUAUUCAGUACACCCUCUCCGUAUACCACAUUAAAACAGAAUCACCUCCCAAAAUCCGGAAUAAUCCCCGCAGCCCUAUACCGAUCAAAAACCGUCCACCACGUGCCGCGCGCAUCCCUCUCCUCCGCCGCAUCCCCCCAAUCCCGAUGCAUCUUCCCCAGAUCCAACGGGCGAUCAAAAUCGAAUCCCUUCAUCAAGAACCCAGGCACAUGGCUCAGACUCACCCCAUCCUCGACCGUCCCAUGCCCACCCCUCACCCGAUACUCCCUCUCCAUCUGCCCCCUCUCAGCCUCAU